Molecule: messenger RNA, 2352 nt
Organism: Prionailurus viverrinus (fishing cat)
Lineage: Eukaryota; Metazoa; Chordata; Mammalia; Carnivora; Felidae
Gene: DNAJB1
Product: DnaJ heat shock protein family (Hsp40) member B1
Exons: 3
Coding region: 445-1167 (240 amino acids)
Cellular component (GO): cytosol
Molecular function (GO): transcription corepressor activity; Hsp70 protein binding
Source: RefSeq, a predicted model, not a curated record
AGAUGGCAGCGGGCGCCGGAGCAGUCCAGGUGCGGGGAGCGGCGGGGCCCGCCUCUGCCCGCCUCAUCGGCGUAGGCCUCUUCGGGCAGGAGGAGGAAGCUUUCUUGUUGUCCAGUUGCCCGUUGAUGACUCAGACUGGCUUCUGCGCCGGGUCUUAAGAAAUGAAGUGGCUUCUUAUGUAAGGAUGGUGACAGUUGGUGUCAGGGUGUGAGAUUUUGAAAAGCUGUGUUUAUUGUUUUGCCUUCACUUCUGCACUUCACACUUGACCAGCUCUAAAGUAUUUUUAAGAGGAAGCGCUUACUGAAGGUGGACCCGGGAUCAUGUCUUUUUCGUCUGAUCUCUUAAUGGGUUCUUUGCCUAAAGGGUGGUGGCCCCAGUGGCGGGAGCAGCGGUGGUGCUAACGGUACCUCUUUCAGCUACACGUUCCACGGAGACCCUCAUGCCAUGUUCGCUGAGUUCUUCGGUGGCCGCAAUCCCUUUGACAACUUUUUUGGGCAGCGGAAUGGGGAGGAAGGCAUGGACAUCGACGACCCGUUCUCUGGCUUACCCAUGGGCAUGGGUGGCUUCACCAACCUGAACUUUGUCCGCUCCCGUCCUGCCCAAGAGCCCACCCGAAAGAAGCAAGAUCCCCCCGUCACACACGACCUCAGGGUCUCGCUUGAAGAGAUCUAUAGCGGCUGUACCAAGAAGAUGAAAAUCUCCCAUAAGCGGCUGAACCCCGAUGGAAAGAGCAUUCGCAACGAAGACAAGAUCUUGACCAUCGAAGUAAAGCGGGGCUGGAAAGAAGGGACCAAAAUCACCUUCCCCAAGGAAGGCGACCAGACCUCCAACAACAUUCCAGCUGACAUUGUCUUUGUUUUAAAGGACAAGCCACACAAUAUCUUUAAGAGAGAUGGCUCUGACGUCAUUUACCCAGCCAGGAUCAGCCUUCGAGAGGCUCUGUGUGGCUGCACGGUGAACGUACCCACUCUGGACGGCAGGACCAUCCCCGUCGUGUUCAAAGAUGUCAUCAGGCCUGGCAUGAGGCGAAAAGUUCCUGGAGAAGGCCUCCCCCUCCCCAAAACGCCCGAGAAACGCGGGGACCUCAUUAUUGAGUUCGAAGUGAUCUUCCCUGAAAGGAUCCCCCAGACAUCAAGAACCGUACUGGAGCAGGUUCUUCCGAUAUAGUCACCAGGGUUUCCCAAGGACUGACUGGGGACCUUUCCAGAGCUCAAGGAUUUCCAGACUGUUCCACCAGUUGUGGACCCAUGAGAGGUCGGGAGGGCCCAGGGAGGGCUUUCGUACUGCUGAAUGUUUUCCAGAGAAUAUAUUACAAUCUUUCAAAGUCGUGCACUAGACUUAAGUGGUUUUUCGAGCGAUAGGGCGGCAGGUGGUGGGGACCGCAGGAAAAGGCCUUCCAGUCUGUCCCACUGGGUCCUGCAGCCCUCCUCAGAUGGGCCCACGCCCUCCUCCAGGCCCCGCCUGUGGGUGAGAGGCAGACCCACAGCUGGACUUGAUCCGUCUGUAGCCCUUUGCUUGUGUGGCCAUUAGUUGGUAUCAGCCUGCCGUCUCGGUUCCCAGACCCUGUACGCUCCUCGGUUUUUGUUGUGUGAUCAGUUCGUGUUUUAUUCUGUAUUUGUCUCCCACGUCUUGCUGUUCCUCUGAAGAAUACUAUUUUCUCUUUCGCCAUCUCAAAUUGAGAACUGACCUAGACUGUUUUUGCAAAACUGCCUGGCCGGCACCCACAAGCAAUACCUCUCGUUCCAGCAGGACCAAGGGCGCCGUCCUCGUGUGAAUGAGCUGCACAGACGCUUCUCCCUGGAGGGCCUAGGGCCCUGGACAGAGCUGGGGGCCCUCUCGACCCCUGACUCCGAGGCCAAGUGCACUCACUUAGGGGUCAUACUCUUUCUUUUUUCUGUAAGGCAAUCUUUAGGCACACCUGGGACUUACCGGCGACCCGGGUAAUUUUGUGUUUAACGGACUCUGGACUCUUUCAAAAGGAUCUGAUCCUUUUGAUUUUGCACAGCCCUGGCUAUAAUCCCUUUUGAUAAAAGGGUCUUUGCUUCUGAUUACAGGAGCACUGUGGAACGUUUGUAAAUAUGUUUUUAUAAUUCCGUGUAACGUUGGUGUGCACUCACAGGAAACCAGCCCCCCGGCAACUGCUGCUUUCUGUAUCGGGCCAUGAUGGAACUCCAAAGGAACCUUGGGAAUCGGGGAGGGGGGCAGGGAGGGAACAAAGUGUCUGUUCCCUGCAGGCCAGUCUGGUGCUCAGACAUUGGGACUCAUUGUAAGCUGCCACUGCCAGCACGAGACCAAAGCGUGUGACUUGUCAAUGUGCAGCACGACAGCAUUAAAGACCGAUGCUAAACCUCA